Molecule: messenger RNA, 9056 nt
Organism: Chiloscyllium plagiosum (whitespotted bambooshark)
Lineage: Eukaryota; Metazoa; Chordata; Chondrichthyes; Orectolobiformes; Hemiscylliidae
Source: RefSeq, a predicted model, not a curated record
AUACCGGCAACGAAAUUUUAGAUAAGUUGAAGUUUACUCAGUGUGAAGAUAGGAAGUGGGCCAGUUGAGAACAGUUAACAAUAUCAAAAUUUUUGAGGGACUUGAAACCUUAAGCUCCGUUUUUUCCAUAAAUCACGAGGAACAUGUGAGAGUUUGCAUUGUUUUCCAGUUUAUUUUCCAUUUAUUUUUGCGAACGUUUCCUUAGUCGGCACUACCUUCCCCCUCCCCCUCUGAGCCUCUCCUCUUACCUUCAUUACGAGAUUGCUGGAAAACAAGUCUUGUUAUUUGGAGGAGAAAUAGCCCUCCCUCGCAGGUAUUUGAAGGCACUUGAGUAGUUUGGUCUUAGACAAGUGUAUUUAUUGAUUGGCAGAAGAUGGAUGAACAACAAUCUCCAAGUGAUUCACUUGAAUUGCCUCUCAUCACGAGGAGUGAGAAGUUUGUAACUGCACGUCAAUUCAAAAUUCCAACUCCUAUUAAAUCAAAGAAUGUUUACUUUUAUAAAAGUGGUGACCCACAGUUUUCUGGAAUUCGGAUAAGUAUCAACAGGCGCACAUUUAAGACAUUUGAUUCUUUAUUAGAUAAUUUGUCUGAGAAGAUUCCAUUACCAUUUGGGGUACGAACAAUUAGCACACCUCGUGGUAACAAUAGUGUGACAAGUCUUUCAGAUCUUAAGGAUGGCCAAGCUUACAUUUGCUCUGACCAACGGAAGGUGAAGCCUAUUAACCUUGAGCUAGCUAAUCAGAAACAUAAACCCUGGUUUAUUAGCAAACCUUUUAAUCCUGAACAGCUUGCGUCAAGACAGAUCAGACAGAAAGCCUUCAAGUCACUUCAUGGGGACUUAACAUCAUCUACAGGAAUUCCAAAGAAGCUUGUAAUCUUCAGAAAUGGUGACCCUACUUUUAAACGUAACCUAGUUUUGAACAGGAACAAAGUACAGAACUUUGAUGUAUUGUUGUACCAUAUUAGUGAGCUGAUGAAUUUUCCUGUACAAAAGCUGUACAGCACGGAUGGGAAACAGAUUGAUUCUCUUUACCCUGUGAAAUUUAAACUUGAAGCUGUUGUUGCUGUUGGCCGUGAGGGUUAUAAGCUGAGAAAAUAUGUUGAUUCAAAAUUUCCACAAAUAUCAAAUCGUGAUCAGCUCAAGAAUUUCAAAAAAGCAGGAAAAUACCAUAAGAUAAAGUCAGGGAGAAGACAAUGGAAGAUUAACUCAGUAUCUCCUUCUAGCACAAAUUCUGAGCUUUAUUCCACGUCUUCUGGUAACUUAUAUAUGAAUGACAAUAAAAACUUUUUAGUGAACAGCUUCUCUUUACCUGAAAAUGAAACAUGCUGUGACAACAGUUGCAUUUAUACAAGAGAGGAUCGGUUUGUGAUACCAUCAGAAGAUGAUAUUGAGAAGCUCAUCUACAUGAAUGAAGAUGGUAGCAUGACAGUAGAAAUGAGAGUGCACCUCCAAAUAAAGGAAAGCGAGACAGUACAAUGGACUACUACAAUUAAUCGUUCUGAUGUAUGUAAAGAGACAAAUGAUACUUGCAAUUCACAACAAGAAUCUGAUGUUGAAUCAACAAAUUUGAUUAGUGUACAUUGUCAUCGUAAUCCUAAAUCGAUGCAUUUUGAAAAAAUGGACCAUGAGCAAGAACUUGAUGAUCUCUGUAUACCACAAAAAGGCACGAUACAUACAGAACAAGAUAAUGCUGAACAUUAUGAUAUCUCGCAAAGUAAUUCUUUGUACACAAAAGAAAAUCUACCUAAAUUGGAGAUGGAAUUAGAACCAUUGUACUGUUACAAGAGAAAUCCUGAUCCUGGAAAAAUAAUGCAGAACGAGAGAACUCUGAAAAGUAUGACUGUAAGUCCUGAUACAAAAACUACUGUAAAUAUUAUUACACUUCCAAGCCUGGAGGAGUCAGGACUUGGAGAGAGUAUAAUUGAGCACUGUUGUGAGCGUUUUCCAAUGUCCAAAUCAAUAGAAUCUUGGAAAAGAAAUAAUUAUGUUAUUUCUGAUGAUUUACAAGCAUGGGAAGAGAAUAAUGUAAAUGCUCAAGCAGAAGAAAAAAACACCUUUGAUAAAAGCACAUAUUUUGUUUUGAAAAACUCUACUUCAAUGUCUUCAAGACCCUACUAUGAAGAUCAAUUAACUGUAAUGAAAACUAAUCCCAACACUGAGCAUAUGAAUACAACAAAUGUAUUCCCACAUUACUUGGAAGAAAUUGGAUGUGGUAACUUUGUAAAAUUAAAUUUGAGACCCAAUUCAGCAGAUCCAAUCUACUCCAUUUCAAAACAAGUAAAAAAAGAUUUAAGGAGACCAAUGAGUGCUUUAUUCACAUAUUCUAGAUCUUCUUCAUCAAUUCAUAAUGAAACAAGUGGCUUGUCAUCUAGACUGGUAUGUUCAGAUACAUUCACAGGAAGAAAACAGAAAACUGAUGUAAACACAAGCUGUUCAUGCAGUUCUGAGAUUUGUGAAGCCAGAAUGUGUUGCUUUUUGGAAGAUUCAAAGUAUUCACAGAGUUCUGCAAUCAGAAAUCAGGAAUGCAUUAAAUCUGCUGAGGUAGAACUGCCAGUUAAUACAGAUUUAAAUGAUUCUUUAUCUACCAAUGAAGAGGAAAGAGCUUUUUGCAGAACUGACAAGACAAACCCUGUUAUCAAUGACACAGUGACUAUGUGUUGCCGAAUAUAUGAGCAGAAGACCAGAAACCAUACAAGCGAGAAUGCAAAGUUGCACCUAGAAUACAGCAGUUAUUCACAAGAAGCUCAAGUACUAGACGAGCUUGCGAAACCUGACAUCUUGAGUGAUCAUCAAGAAUUAUUAGUCAUUGAUGCUGACAGGCAUCAGACCAGUGAUCUUAAUCCUGUUGAAAUGUCUAAUGAAAGCAAAGUGACAUUUCAUAUUGAAAUCGGCAGUGAUAGUUAUGUAUCUCACAAGUCAACAAGAUUGAUACAACCUGAAGAAAUCAAUUCUAAUGUGUUGUCAAUAAUUUGCCCACCAGACAAAGGGCGUAGUAGUACAGAAUUACUGGACAAUAAAUUACAAAGAAUGGGAUACCAAGACAUUAGCACCAUCAACAACAAUAACAGCUCUGUGAUAUCCUCCCCUGAAGUAAAUGCUUUCCAAGAUGAUUUUUCUUCAAUAAGAGCCUGCGAAAAAGAAUUCUAUCAGUUUCAUGAAGAAGGUGUUCAGUGUAGCGUAGUUACAACUGGUGAAAAUUCUAAUUUGCCAAGAAGGUCCUCGCUAAAAACCAGUCUUGACUCUGAUUCUCCUCCAGGUGGAAAUAAAAAACAAAUCAGCAAUAUCAACAGUAGUUCAACAGAAAACAACAUCCAAAAGAGUUGUUCUAAUACUAGCAGAAAGAAAUGGAAAAAUCAGGCAAAGGAAAAGAGAAAAACAUUUCAAGUUGAAAAUUUUAAAUGUGAUGUUGAAACCUCCGUGCAAAGUUUUCCUACUUUGCAACAAAAAGGGCAGAAACCACAUGAUAUUUCUCAACAUCAAAAUCUUGGACAAAAUGGGGAAGGAAGAAUGUCACCCACUUCAAAUAUGGUGUGCUAUGACUUAAAUCUUAGGCCUACUCCACUAACGCAAUUUGAAGAGGAGCAGCCAAUUGAUAAUUUGACUAGUGAUUUCAGAGAAGCAUUUGAAUUGCCUGAUAGUGAUUAUGAUUUUAUUAAUCAAAUCAAAAAAUUUAAAUCUGAAACAAAGGAACCAGAUGAGCACAAAUUAAUACAACUAUCAGCCAAAGUUGUAAAUGAGGCACAUGAAAUGCCAGAUGACUGCAUCAAUGAUCAUUCAUCACAAUGUCGAGUAACUGCUUCAAAAGGAAGGAUUAGAUUUGCAGCCAAUUCAAAUGAGAAUCCAUGCAGUACCAUUAUGAAAAUGACUGAUAACAAACUUAAUAUAAUUGACUUUGCAAAAGAUAAAAAUGACAUUGCAAUUCAAACUGAUGUUGGACUAGUUUCUGAAAUAGCUGAAGAAAAAGGCUCUAUUGGUGAACUUAACCUAAGUGAAGUGUUAUGCAAGCUGCAAUCAAUGGUUGAUAUGAUCAAAGCUAUCUCUCAACAGAGCUACAAAACUCGUUCAGCUAAGACUAAUGAAAUACCUGAUAUUUCAGAACAUCUUGCUGCUACACUGAGUACAUCAUCAAAGGUUCUCCUUGCUUGGUUUGCAAUUAUGAAUUUGAAUGUUAAUAUUCCAGUUUCACCAGACAGCGAGAAGCUGGUGAUGAAUAACUGCAAUUAUUUAGAGGUAAUAAGAUUUUUGCAGUCUGUAAAACGUAUUAUCAAGUUUCAAGAAACUGCUGAUUUAAAGAGAACCAUUUCAAAUCUACACAAAUGUGACUCUCAGUUCAUCAAAGUUCAGAAAAACAAACAUGAAGAAUUUGGCUACGAUUUUGAAAAUAACACCAACACAAAAUGCCAUUUAUGGUCUGCAACUUCAGGUGCUGAACAAACUGCUUCAUUUGGUGGUCUGCAACAAAUCAAUGUUGUUGAAAGUGUAAAAUGUUUGCAUACACAAAACAUAAUUGCACAGCUAGGCCAUGCUGAAGAAGUAGAGGCAAAGGAAGGUGUUAAUAAUAAUGCUAACAUUCUUUCAAGUAAAGGCAGAACUAAAGAAUCUGAUAAAAUGCAAGAAACUGGUGACAAGGUAUCUGAACUAUUCAGUACUAGAGGCCAUCUAAUUUCUUCUGACAUUUUAAAAGAUCAGAUAAUAAUUGAUUCCUUGUUUCAAAAUGAAGGCAUAUUCAAAGACGAAAAAGGUAUAAACAAGGAAUGGAUUGAGAGAGAAAUUGCUAAGAGAACUAAUCCUACAGAAGGCUGUGAUCCGACAGAGGAGAUUGGAAGUUUACAACAUACUGAAGAAAUAAGACGAGAAGGUAUUGCUGAAGAUAAAGAAUUCUUCCAUGACAACAACAUUAAUAACAAUGAACAUAAGCAUUCAGAAAAUCAGAGAGAUAAUGAAACUAAUUAUCACUUAACAUGUAAUAAUGGUAUUAAAAAUACCAAUGAAUUGUUAACAGCUUCAGAUGCACCGUAUAUUCAAAAUAAGAUCUCUUUUCAAAGUUUAAUGCAUAAGUCACUUCUGACAAAUGAUGGAUGUCGAUUGAAGCAAAGAGAUGAUUUUUGUCAGAGGGACCAUAUGAGCAAUAGUUAUAGUUGUGAAAUACCUGCUUACAGACUGUCAACAUCUGCUGUGGUUUCUAACAUUGGUUUCGAGAAUGGAAGUAAAACUGACAACAAUCAAUUGAUACAAACAAAAGUAAUCUGUGAUAACACUUUCAUUGAAAGUGAAAUUGAUAAUCAGGAAUUAUUGCCAUUUACAUUCCCCACCAGACCAUUAAAUCAUGUCGAAAAGCACUUAGAAAGACAGCAGACAUCUGACUUGUCUGAAGAGAAUCCAGAAAGUGCUAAUGAUAUUCCAAGUGAUUACAAUUCCCAAGCAUCAAAUGAAAUGACUACAGAGGGAGAGGAAGACAUGUUUUUGAAAACCAAACAUUUCUCUACUACUUUUGUUAGGCAAGCUACUGAGAGAAUGUACAGUAAAUCACAUGUAUCAAAGUGCAUUUCACAUGAUCAGUCGUCCAAUCUCUGUGCAGAAACAGAAACCAUUUUCCAUUCUGGAAAGAUCAAUGACAUCAGGGAUGGUCUGUAUAUUGAAAAGGGGAGAUGGUUGCUAAAAGAAAACCAUUUAAUAAGGAAGUCUCCACCUUUAAACAUGGGAAUGUAUGGAAAUCUAAGUUCUACAACAUUUGAUAACACAAGUGUUGAUUCUGCACAUCCACAAGUUAGUACUAUGCAUUCAGGUUUUGUGCUUACUGAAUUAUCAUCAACAGAGAUUGAGGAGAGGACCACAUCAAGACCUAUGUGCAGAUAUUUUAACAUGCUUCAUGGGAGUGAUUCAGAACCAUUCCCAGAAUUAAACUGUCAAAAAAAUAAGUAUAGAAAUAUGUCUGGUGGUUCCCAUAUUGCCAAAAGGAAUGAAAACAUCAAACAAUCACCUGAAGUGUGCAUUGGGACUACACAGAUGUAUGGUGAAAUUAGUGACAAUGAUUCAUCUUUUUCAUCCGUGGCGUUUCGAAUGUUUGACAACAAAGUUGGUCCCCUGGCCCAGCCAUUAUGUCAAGAAAAGGUGAUCGAGCAGCCAUCUAAAGAAACUGCCAGAGCUCUUCAAAAUCCCGAUUCUCUGGAUAAAGUCCAUUUUUUAUGUGGUCAGCACUGCCCAAUUCUUACGGCUGUCAUUGAUUUAACCAGUGAGGAGAGCCGAAGAUUUGUAUAUCAAAAAAAAUCAGAUGUGGAGAAUCUAUGGAUACAUUUUGAAGAUGAAAAUGAUAUUUUUAACAUUAAGAAAUCUAAUGGUUUAACCCCCGGAAGUGAAAAAUUCUCCAUAUUUAACAAAAAUUUAACUGAUAUUAUCAGUGAAAUAUCUAUGUUUAAAACUCAAAGUAUUGAGAAUGACAUUAAAAAAAUUAAGUUAAGACUCGAUACAAACUAUUUGAGUGCUAACCUUAAAAAGUUGAAAGUUCCUUUGCACACUGAAGAGACAGAGUUGAAGAAUAAUGACAAGGCAUUACAUAUUCAGGCUAAGAAAUUAUAUAUACGAAGAAUAGUACAAUGGUGGUUCUUAAAAAAAGUAUUAGAAGACAAUUUGAAAGACAAAGUAAGGAACAUUAGCUUGUCAGACCAAGCACAGUAAGUGCAAAUUCAGCAGAUAAAUUGACUGAUCCCUGCAAUUCUUGAUACAUGAAGUAGUAUAUGAUGAUGUUACUCUUCCUUUUAUGGAAGAUGAGGUUAUUGGCCAAACUAUGCACUCACUUAUUGUCAUUCCAAACAAGGCUGUAGUGAAUACUGAAAAAGAACUAUAUUGUGAAAAACCCAAGACAAUGCUUAAAAAAAUACAAUGAAUAAAAAAUGUGCAGUCAGCAAGGUGAUGGGAUGUAUUCAGAAGUGUUACAAUUAUUCCAUUCUUAUGAAUGAAAGUCAGUUGAGACAAAGAAUUCAGCUAUCAUAACAUUAUUAAAUUUAUGCCCAAAAAAUGUCUUUGGACACAAAAUUAGAUGGAAAAACAAAUGUUUCAAACAGGAGAUAUAUUAACAAUGAGCAAACUUUUUUCGCAAACUGGAAAAGUUGUUAAAUUUGAAGCUUUGUGCAAUUUAUUUUCUUUUGCUUUAAAGCAAGUACUAUGCAUUAAUUACAAAAUUGGCUUUCAACUUGUACCUCACAAAUUAAGUUUGUAGUGAAAAUAUAACAACAUUAAUUUUGUGCUUUUCAGGUGUUCAACUUUGCAUGUUUAUCAAUGUAAAUAUUUCUAUGAACAUUAGAUAAAUAGUUUAAAUUGUUUGCAGCCUCCAAAUUUUAUAUACCUUCUUUGUUCUAGAGCUUCAGCAAACAAAAUUCACACUUGUUUAAUGUUGGAGAAAUGACAAUUUGACAAGCAAUUUAAUUUUUCAAACUAUUCAUGGAAUUUUUCUGGACAUUUAUACAAAGCGUUCAGUGAUAUCAGAUAUGAUCAAUUUCCCUCCUAUCUAAUGAGUUGUUGCUUUUCAGUUUAGACUUGAACAUAGACCAACAUUAUGCAAAUGAGAUGAAUAGUAACAAAUAGUAAGAUAUUGAGACAGUCAUGAGAUGUAAUUUAAACUCUCAUUUUUACCAAAGAGUGCUUAUAUAAUCAUGUUGAAGAUAUUUAAAUAGUAAGUAGCAAGCUAACUUACAUACUUAUCAUCAACCUGAGCUACAAAUCUUCUCAAAAAUCACCAACAUUUAAACAUUACUAUAACUGCACUAUGUUUUCUCCUGUCUGACUUUUUGAUUCAUAUAUUAAACAAUGAUCUCCUGACAAUGCACGGGAGAAUGAUCUUUAAUCUGAAUAUGUAUUCUGUUUAGAUUAAGUAUCCACUUGGUGGGUACUUUCUUGGAUGUAACUGUCCAACAAGCUUUCUGGCCAUCUUAUCCAGUGUUAUUCUGGAAUGCAAGCUUUCCUAGUCCUAAUGUAGUUAACAUUUUGUCUAUAUCCAAUGGUGGAGUGGUUUGCGAAAUAAAAUAUUGAUGCUGGUUGUAACCAGCUUCAUUCCUGAAGAAGGGCUUAUGCCCGAAAUGUCGAUUCUCCUGCUCCUUGGAUGCUGCCUGACCUGCUGUGCUUUUCCAGCAACACAUUUUUCAGCGCUGGUUGUAACCACACUGGCUGAUGAUAAAGUUAUAUCAUCGAUCACUUCUGGAUAGAAAAAACUGACAAGAGUAUGGGGAUUGCACAUAUCCAAUCAAUACUUUUUUACAAUAAGCUAAUAAAAUGUUUACUCCAAAACAAAAAUGAGGAGCUGAUUUUUGAGCAGGAAGUAGGAUUCCUGUCAUAGAGUCAGAGAUCUCCACUAUAGCUAAAAGCCCUCUAACCACUCAUACCCAUACUGAUCAAAAACAACCACCUGACUAUCCUAAUCACAUUUUUCAGUACUUGGCUGAUAGCCUCGUAUGCUUUGGCAUUGCCAGUGUGAACGUAAAUUUUUUAAAAAAGUUAUGAGGGUCUCUUACAGGCACUGUCCUUUGCAUAAAAGUCAGAAGCACAUCCAACCUCACUUUCUUGAUUCAAUCUGCAGCCCUUUAACAGCCAUUCAGCAACAUGGGGCAGUCAUUCUGCUCCCAACUGGGAUGUAUAGUCAUCAGUGAUGGAGUGAUAAAAAUUGUGUGUAGAAAACAAAAUUAGAAGAAUAUAGUGAUCUCAAAGGGUUUGAGGACUGAAUGCACUUGGAGAAAUCCAGAAGGAUGAGAACAAAAGGGAUUGAAGACAAAGUUGCAAAAUUCUUUUUAAAAUUGAAGUAUUUACCUGACCAACUGAGGUCAGAGAGUUUUGGGGGUGAAUGGAUGAAGAAAUUAAGUAUUUAUCACAACUCUAAAAAUAAAAUGACUUUUCAAAAUUUCUUUAAACUUUUAUUCAAAGACAGUUGUAUUCCCCUGUUAAUGAUUGUACACCAUUGAAUUUACAAUGAAAUAAAAAUUUGUUUUUAUGGAAUGAUCUUUUUCAUUUGUAUUCAAAUGUAAUUGGUCUGAUUAUGUGAAAUAAUUUGUAAGCAGAGUUUUAUUAA